Syngnathoides biaculeatus (alligator pipefish) is the source of this 3397-nucleotide messenger RNA. RefSeq names its product NFKB repressing factor (gene nkrf). Bases 28 to 2334 code for a protein of 768 amino acids. NCBI's taxonomy places the organism in Eukaryota, Metazoa, Chordata, Actinopteri, Syngnathiformes, Syngnathidae. Gene Ontology annotation, cellular component: nucleolus; nucleoplasm. The record is from RefSeq and is a predicted model, not a curated record. The transcript has 2 exons. Gene Ontology annotation, molecular function: nucleic acid binding.
CCUGGUUUUGACUGGACGCUGCUGGUGAUGGCAGAGAGCAGCAGUGCUGGCGAAAUGCGCUCCUUUGACUUGGGUCAUAGCUCUGAAGCAAAGAAAAGACAUAUUUCUGCUGAUGGCGGAGAAGAGCCCAUGAGGAAGAUGCCUGUUUCAAAGUUUGGUUCGCGACCUCGUUUUGAGCCUGUGCACUUUGUUAGUGGCGGCAGCAGCAGUGGCGGGGCAGGGGGAGGACAAAGCGGCCCUGAUGAGAAGGAAAACGAUAAACAAACCAAAAGGAGUGAAUUCCAUGGCGGGCGAUACAGGGGAUAUGAACACACAUCCUACAGCAGCACUGGACGAGCAUCAAGCACCUCCCUCAGGCCUGCUUUUGAUAGAGUGCCAUCUCACAGCUUUGACUCUUGGGCUUCCCGUAGGGAUCAAGACAGGGGCAGAAAUAAUGUUCCCUCAAGUGGCCUGGCCUGCUUAGGGUAUGGAGGCCGUGGCUUGUCAUCAAACUUCGUGGAAAAAAUGCAACGAAACUAUACAAACAAGUAUGAGGCCCAUACCUUUCGUAACACAGAUUCCUACUCACAGCCAUACAGGCACAAUGGAUAUGGGGGAGGCAACAGAUCAUUUGGGUGGGACUGUGGACGUCGGGGUUUGGGGUACAGCCACCAGGACCGCCCUCAAAAUCGAGCAUAUGGUGGCCCUGCCGCCUCUCAGCCGGGGGCUUCGUCGCAGGCCCUCCCUAUUAACCAGGCCACGCUAUUCGAAAAGCAGAGGCUCGUCGCAAGUCUGGCAUCAGCGUUGGCCACCUCUUUUUGGGAUCCUCAGUACGCAACUGGAACAGAGGCUCCAAAUUACAGUUUCAUGUUGAGCCGCAGCAUCCAGGCCUGCAAGACCAACCCUCAGUACAUUUACGUCAACCUAAAGGAUAUCCCUCAUUCGGAUCUACCCAAGAACCGCAAAGUGCCGGCGGACGGCUACGCCUGCGAGCUGAGGUGUCAGGGAGUCUAUUUGGCCACGGGAUACUCGGGCAGUAAAAACGGAGCGAGGGACCGUGCCUCCGAACACGCUGUCAAACUCUUCAUGAAGCCUGUUGAGGUGUGCGUGGUGCCGCGUAAGUAUAGGCAUACAAUGCUCAAUGAUGUCGUGGUGUGCCAGAUUAACUGCCCCACCCCCACCUUCACGCCUGCCCUUUGGAACCCGGAAAACAUCGGCUAUCCCAGCUUUAAGGGCCCCUACGAGCCUGACAUGAGCAAACACUGGACUGAGUUUGUGGUCAUGGAUAAUGCCCAGGAUGCCAUUUGCAUUCUCAACAAUUCUGCCGCUUUUAGUCACAUGAAGGUGGACUAUAAAUUUGAGCAGCUCCCCAACGGCUCCUGGCUGUGCAGUGUCUAUGUGCAGGAUGAAAUGGUGGCGCAGGCCAGCGGUACCAAAAAGAACUCCAAGCAUGCCGCUGCAGCUGAGGCGCUGGCAAAGUUGCGCAUGAACCAGGCGCAACGACAGCACCAACAGCAACUGCCUCAGCACACCAGGGGAAAUUAUCAAACAGACUCGUCCGGUGGGCAGUUCGGCAUGAAAAAGAAGCAUCUGAGCGAGCUGGUCAUCUUGGAGAAUUCAGACAAUGCUGUGUGUAUCAUCAACGACACGGCUCAGUUCAACAAGGUGACAGCCGACUACAAGUUCAUCUGUUUGCCUGAUCAUCGCUGGAGAUGUGAAGUAUACUUGGAAGGACAGUAUGUUGCAGCAGGAGUGGGAGCCAAAAAGCAGGUGAAACACAUCGCAGCACAAGAGGCCUUGGCCACCUUGAGACAGACGCAGGCUGUGGUCAAGUCUAAUCUUAGAAAGGAGGGUCACAACGACGCCAUAUCUCGCUCCCAGAUACUGGGUCGCUCAGGCGAGGGGGCCAUGAGGCAGGAGAUAAAGGAAGACAACAUUGGCAACCAGCUGCUGCGCAAGAUGGGCUGGACAGGAGGAGGUUUGGGGCGAGAUGGAGAAGGUAUCGCCGAGCCCAUCAAAGUCAAGGAGCAGUUUUCAAGGGAGGGGUUGGGUAUGGAUACAGACAAGUUUGGGAGCCAGCUCAGCAAACGGGACAUCGAGGACAUCAUUCGAAACUACGUCAGCUCUGACCGACAAGACGACCUGCGCUUCUCCACGGACCUGACCAACGACGAGCGCAAGCAGAUCCACCAGGUGUCCCAAAAGUAUGGCCUACGGAGCAAGUCAUAUGGACAGGGCCGGCAGCGGUUCCUCGUCGUCAGUCGCAGAGUGGACACUGAUCAGCUCAUUGGCCAGCUACUGCAGGAAGGACAAGUGGGUCGUUACGAACUGGUCAAACCUCAGGCCUCUCACUAAUUUGCAUGUCAACUCGAGAUGCCACAUUUGACUUUAGAACAAAUCCACAUUCGUGAUUUGGACUCACGUAAGGCCUGGACGCUUCCUGCAUUCCUUUGCCAUUAGAUGUCCUCAAUCUUUUGAAUUUUUUUUCAUGUCACUUUUACUUUUACAUGUGUCUCCAGUGUUCUGAUGGCUGUCAAUCAUUUCUUAAGGGCCUGUUUCACUGGCCUGGAGACUGGCGACUCAAGUCUCAGCGACAUCUUGUGAAAAAUGGCUGGAUCAGCAAGGAGUUGUGAUGAAAUUGAUUUCAUUGGAGACUCCUUUGUACGCUCACUAUCGAGAGAAAGCUUAAAGUCACAAAACUGCUAUCAGUUGUUACCAAAAUAUGUUAACAUCUGUAUUUGUGCCCACUUAAACCUCUAAAAUAUCAGAAUAGUUGCUCAAUAUUUUGAAUUUUUAUGGCCGUUAAAGCGUUUAUAACUGAGGACCUUCCCAGCAUCCGUCUUCAGGUGGCUGAGCUUUGAGGAUAGCCAAUGAAACUUUUGGGACAUGCCUAUUUGACAGUUGAAAAUAAAAAUCAGAUAUCUUGGAUCCCUAAUAGUGAGUUACAUAUUACUUUCUCUUCCUGUCAAACUCAAAUAGCCACAAAGCUCCUGCUGCAACCUGCACGCAACAAGCACUGCGCCUGCUGCACAUUACUUGUUUUUCUUGCAUCAGAAUGUUUUUGUAAGGGUGAGAAAACAAGGUUGAAAUCAAUCCAUUAUCUGAGCUGCUUAUCCUCACUAGGGUUGUGGGAGAGCUGGAGCCUUUCCCAGAUCCCUACAGGCAGGAGGCACCCUGAACUGGUCGUCAGCCAAUCACAGCAAACUUGAAAUCCUGCUUGAAAUUUGAUUAAUUGCCAGCCCAUACGUUAAUGUAUAUGGUUUUGUCUGAGUUGCAAGUGGUUUUAAAGACCCUUUGUCAUUGUCAAAUUUUGGUUCUUAACAUUAAAUAUGUUGGAUUAUACUUGCUGACAACCUAAAAAAAAAUGAAAACAAUUAAGUAAUUUUUGUUGAUAUAUCAUUAAACCGUUUUUCCAUAA